This is a messenger RNA of Funneliformis mosseae, 234 nucleotides long. Lineage: Eukaryota; Fungi; Glomeromycota; Glomeromycetes; Glomerales; Glomeraceae. The record is from the annotation of a GenBank genome assembly.
AUGCGUUGUAGAAAGCGCAACAUUCAUGCUCUCGUUGAACAAUUCGCAGUUACUGGUGAAAAGUCUGUGGGACUGGCACCUAUAAUAAUUGAAAUGCUCAUGAACAACGAAUUCAAGCAUGUGAAGCUGGUGGCCAAUUAUGAUGAAAAUUCUUUAGUCAAUAACGAAGCACCUUACAAAUGGCUACUAUAUCAAGCAAUUAGUGAAUAUUUGAGAGAUCUCGGUAACAAUUAA